Molecule: messenger RNA, 3159 nt
Organism: Larimichthys crocea (large yellow croaker)
Lineage: Eukaryota; Metazoa; Chordata; Actinopteri; Sciaenidae
Product: sex comb on midleg-like protein 4
Exons: 8
Coding region: 209-1432 (407 amino acids)
Biological process (GO): negative regulation of DNA-templated transcription
Cellular component (GO): nucleus
Molecular function (GO): chromatin binding; histone binding
Source: RefSeq, a predicted model, not a curated record
AGCAGCAGCAGCAGCAGCAGCAGCAGCAGUGGUGGCGGUGGUGUUUUAACCAAAAAGGGGGACAAGGAAAAAAGCCACAUACAGCAAGAGCAAGAUGGCUUUCCCUGCAUUGAUAGGGAUUUAGCUUUAUGGUCAACUUUAGGCUCCGGGGAUUUAAGACAAAAGGGCUUGGCUCUUGGGCUUUCACAAUAGAAGACAGCAGCUCCAAAUGAGUGUACCUGCAGCAACGGCACAGAAAUCAGACGGCAACAACAGUGAAAUGCAAUCAGCUGCAGUGGCUCCCUCCUUCAUCCCCAGCCAGUCGGGGAAGAUACCAGGCAGGAAGAGAGGGAGACCCCCACUCCGCAAUGUCGCCAAGAUGGAUUUUCCUAACCGUUACCCGGAGUCGCUCCCGCCGCUCAAAGUGCCAAAGAAGAGGGGGAGAAAACCGGGCUUCAAGCUGAAACCGAGGAUGGUGAUGACACCGUUGGCUAUCUCCCCACCCAGCAGCACCCCUGAGCCCGAUAUGAGCUCCAUUCCUCAGGAUGCCGCCACCAUCCCCCACUCUGCCACGCCCCAGGUGCUUACAGUCUGUAUCUACAUAAACAAGCAGGCCAACACAGGCCCCAACCUGGACCGGAAGAAGAUCCAGCAGCUCCCCGAUCACUUCGGACCCGACAGGCCCUCCGUGGUUCUCCAACAAGCCGUCCAAGGUUGCAUCGACAGCGCCUUCCAGCAGAAAACAGUGUUCACCCUCCUCACGCAAGGCUACGGGGGAGAAAAAAUAUCAGCCACAUUUGAUGGGAAGCAGCACCUUCUCAGCCUCCCCGUGGUGAAUAGCAUCGACUAUGUGCUUCGUUUUCUCAAGAAGCUCUGCCGCAGCUUGCACUGUGAAAACCUCUUCAGUGAUCAGCCCAUUACCCAGCACAGUGGUGGCUCCUACCAGUCAGAUGCUGAAACAUCUAUGGCCGAGGACUACCAUCUAGACCAGUCUGAUGGCAAACGCUACUCCGUGGACCCGGGCGAUUCGGCUUUCAGCUCCAUAAGCUCGUCCUACUCGCCAAAGUCCUCCUAUGGGUUUCGUUCGUCACAACAGUUCUCCAACGGCUCGGCCUCCAUGAACAUGUGCCGGCAGUCGUCCACCAGCCCAAACACGUUCCCAGAGAGCAACAGGACAGGAGGUUACAAUGCAUCUUCAGAGUCCCAGGAGUCCAAGGCUCCACCCAAUAAAGACCCAUCUACCUGGUCUGUGGAAGAUGUUGUCUGGUUCAUCAGGGAUGCAGAUCCCCAGGCUCUCGGCCCUCAUGCAGACGUCUUUAGGAAACAUGAGAUAGAUGGAAACGCUUUGUUGCUCCUAAAGAGCGACAUGAUCAUGAAGUACCUUGGACUGAAGCUGGGGCCAGCCUUGAAGCUUUGCUACCACAUCGACAAACUAAAGCAGACUAAGUUCUGAAAACCUGCGACCAUUUUCUCCCCUCCCUGAAUCCAACAGUACAUUUGAAACAUCCAGGUCUGUGAACCAAUGGGAGGAAGGUGCAUCUCUUCCUUUAGCAUUCCACCAGAAGUAAGAUCCAUCACUAAUUUUCUCUGCCACAAAUUUUUUAAAAAUCAGCUGGAAUUUAAAUAAAAAUCUAAGAAAGAGUGUUCAAGUGUUACCGGGCAGAUAACUUCAACUUCAAAAACUGUUGCUUAUUUACACAUCCAGCAGCUAUUAUCACUCAUUUGGAGUCUUUUAGCUCUGUUUUUGGUCUCUUCCAACAUCUGGAAACAUCUGGAAACAUCUGGCCCUUUAGCUGCUGAAUGCUGCACUAUGUUCACUUGCUACUCGCUUCACUGUUUGGUGCUGAGCAGAUCAUGUAAAGCUGCGCAACUUGCGGCUGAAAAUGAUGCCAUGUGAACAGUGAAAGUGAACCAAGGCAGUAAAGCUGAACUCUAAAUGUUCAAAUUUGGUUAAAUACCACUAAAGGAAGUGACUCUCUUCCCCCAUUGUGCUCACAGACCGGGUCCCGAAGAUUUCCAUGAUGUCAUGUAGUGAUAAUCGACAAAUUCACCCCUGUCUUUCUUCUUUCUCUCUCGUCUCUUCUCUUACUUACUUACUUACUCGACUUUUGGCACAGAUUUUGAACUGAAAAACCGUCAGAUUGUGGAAUGCAUCCUUCAUACACACGUUAACUAAUGUAAUCAGUAAAAGACAGGCCAGCGUUUGUCUCACGAACCUUCACGAGCAGCACAUCCGUCUGCUGCAUGCAGAUUUCAUCCUAUAUAUAUUCAUUAUCUGACAAGAAAUGUAUAACAGAAAACACUUUAUACCUUUAAAAAAAAAAAAAACUUUCACGUUGUCAAAUCUCACUAUAGGAUCUUGUUUACUUGCAUCUACCAAGCUGAAAACAUAUCUAUAACUGUAACAGGUGCAUUAAAUACUACAUUGCUUUUUGAUUGAGAGAUUUAGAAAAUCAUUUUGAUACUAUUUUUUCACAUUACUAUGUAACAACAAAAAAAAAGUAAUGUUCCCAUUGGAUUUGUCAUUCUUUUUUAUUAUAAUUUUAAUAUUUAAAAAAAACAAAAACAGUAUAACCUAAACAAAACGUAGCCUACAUAGAGAGACAGUAGAUCUCUUGUUAGUAUAUAUAUAAAGGAAAAUGACAGCAUUGUGAACAUGAUAUAUUUAUGUUGCGAUAUGCAAGAUUGUUACACGCCUGUUAUCUCUGUAGGCUCUUCAUGUAUGCUCAUAUGAACGUUUUUUUAAAUUCAUAUGUUUCUAUGUUUUUAUCAAGCAUCGGUGUUGAUACAAAAGUUGUCAAAACACACUAAACAGUUAAAUGUUACACUGAGAAAACCUAAACGGCCAUGUAAAUGGGUAUAUAAUAUAGUAUUGCUUUUGUAUACCACUUUUGGUGUACAGUAUGCAUCAUUUUUUAUUCAAUUAACCUUUGUAAGUGAAUGCUGCUGUAAAGAUAUUACAUGUAAGCCAUGCCUAGUGAGAUCAAGCUAAGGUGUUUUAUUUUGAAAAUCACUAUGAAUAAGAGUUUUAGAGAAAGCUGAGUGGAUCAGAACUCUAUGCUGGUGCUAAAGUUAUCUAUGUAUUUAACUGUUUGCCUUUGUGUUUGUGAGAUGUAAAGGAAAUCUUAUGUGUAUACUGUACUGUAUGUGAGUAUUAAAUUAAGAAAUCAAGUAAUCAGA